AUCUUGGUUUCGUGAUCGGAACCUGACUCGUGGUAAAAUGGAUAAGAUGAUCUCAGAAAACGGAGAAACAACUGCCGACGGGUCAAUUUGCGGCUAUGAUUCGCUGCAUCAACUCUUAUCAGCGAAUCUUAAGCCCGAGCUCUAUCAGGAGGUAAACCGAUUGCUCCUUGGACGUAACUGUGGGAGAUCGCUUGAACAGAUUGUUCUGCCGGAGUCUGCAACAUCCUUGUCUUCAAAACAUGAUUUUGAUCUCCAGGCUGUUAGCUUUUCAGCUGAUAAAGAGCAAAUGAGAAAUCCUCGAGUGGUUAGAGUUGGUCUCAUUCAAAACUCCAUCGCUCUUCCGACCACUGCUCCUUUCUCGGACCAAACAAGAGGUAUAUUCGACAAGUUGAAGCCGAUGAUCGAUGCUGCGGGUCUUGCUGGUGUUAACAUACUGUGCUUGCAGGAAGCUUGGACGAUGCCUUUUGCAUUUUGCACUAGGGAGAGGAGAUGGUGUGAGUUUGCAGAGCCUGUUGAUGGCGAAUCCACAAAGUUUCUUCAAGAACUCGCUAAAAAGUAUAACAUGGUGAUUGUUAGUCCCAUUCUUGAAAGAGAUAUUGAUCACGGUGAAGUGCUUUGGAAUACCGCUGUGAUUAUAGGGAAUAAUGGAAAUAUCAUUGGCAAGCAUCGAAAGAACCAUAUACCGAGGGUAGGAGAUUUCAAUGAGAGCACGUAUUACAUGGAAGGAGACACUGGCCAUCCUGUGUUUGAGACAGUGUUUGGGAAAAUUGCGGUUAAUAUCUGUUAUGGAAGACACCAUCCUCUAAAUUGGUUAGCUUUUGGUCUAAAUGGUGCAGAGAUUGUCUUCAACCCUUCAGCAACUGUUGGUGGACUCAGUGAACCAAUGUGGCCUAUUGAGGCACGAAAUGCCGCGAUAGCAAACAGUUACUUCGUGGGAUCCAUUAACCGAGUUGGAACUGAAGUAUUCCCCAAUCCUUUUACGUCAGGUGAUGGAAAACCGCAACACAAUGAUUUCGGUCAUUUCUAUGGGUCAAGCCAUUUCUCUGCACCGGAUGCUUCUUGCACACCGUCUUUGUCCCGUUACAAAGACGGGUUAUUGAUCUCGGACAUGGAUCUCAAUCUCUGCCGGCAAUACAAGGACAAAUGGGGAUUUAGGAUGACUGCAAGAUAUGAAGUCUAUGCCGAACUUUUGGCUAAAAAAAUAAUGCAAUCUCUCACCUUAACUCGAUACCCAACUCCAAUUUCCCCGCCAAGACUCAAUCUUUACCCGCUAAGACAAAUCGCAGCGUCUGUUCUCUCUGUUCCGACCACCGGCAACCGUAGCGAGAUGACGUCUCGUCGUGAGUGUGCUUCCUUUAAGUCCCUCGCCGUUGGUCAGACUUCGACCGGUGAUGGUGAUGAUGGUUACUGUACUCUCAUAGACUUUGCAGGUAAUGGAGGAGGAGAAGGGACAAAGGUAGGAGAUGAUCUUGUGGUGUUGCUUUACCACAUACAACAUGCCUGCAAAAGAAUCGCUUCUCUUGUCGCCUCUCCUUUCAAUUCUUCACUCGGAAAGCUCUCUGUUAACUCCUCUAGUGGGUCAGAUCGAGAUGCACCUAAGCCGCUCGAUAUUGUCUCGAACGAUAUCGUCUUGUCCUCUCUUAGAAACUCAGGGAAAGUAGCAGUAAUGGCUUCUGAAGAAAACGAUAUUCCAACUUGGAUAAAAGAUGACGGUCCUUACGUUGUGGUUGUAGAUCCUCUAGAUGGGUCACGGAACAUUGAUGCUUUGAUACCCACAGGAACUAUAUUCGGGAUUUAUAACCGCCUGGAUGAGCUUGAUCAUUUACCAGUCGAAGAGAAAGCUGAGCUCAAUUCUUUGCAGAGAGGCAACAGGCUUGUAGCUUCCGGUUAUGUGCUCUACUCUUCAGCCACUAUCUUCUGUGUUACACUUGGCUCGGGAACACAUGCCUUCACGCUAGACCAUUCCACAGGAGAAUUUGUUCUUACCCAUCAAAACAUCAAGAUCCCUACUCGAGGACAAAUCUACUCAGUGAACGAUGCGAGGUACUUCGAUUGGCCAGAAGGUUUAAGGAAGUACAUUGACACAGUGAGACAAGGCAAAGGUCAAAACCCGAAAAAAUACUCGGCGCGUUACAUUUGUUCUCUCGUAGCUGAUCUUCACAGGACUCUGUUAUACGGUGGAGUGGCUAUGAAUCCUAGAGACCAUCUCCGUUUAGUCUACGAAGGAAACCCUUUGGCUUUUCUCGUGGAACAAGCUGGUGGCAAAUCCUCUGAUGGAAAAAGAGGGAUACUUUCGAUACAACCAGUGAAACUUCACCAGAGGUUGCCUCUGUUUCUUGGGAGCAUAGAGGAUGUUACUGAGCUUGAAAGCUAUGGAGAUGUGCAGCAGACUGUGAAUCCUGGCUAUGAAGUUUAAAAGAUUCCUCUGUUUCAUACUGUGUACAAAUCAUAAAUCGAUGUUAGUUCUUGUUCAUUGUAACAUUUGGUACUAGGAAGGUUAGAUCCGUGUAUCUGUCUAUCAAGAUCGACAGGUAAUCUGGUAUAAGUCAGAAGUUUAUUUUGAUUCUUUAUCAGACAUUAGCCUUUCGUCGUAAUUCUUGAAUCAAAAUUUAACACACUA
Arabidopsis arenosa is the source of this 2620-nucleotide messenger RNA. NCBI's taxonomy places the organism in Eukaryota, Viridiplantae, Streptophyta, Magnoliopsida, Brassicales, Brassicaceae. The record is from the annotation of a GenBank genome assembly.